This is a messenger RNA of Diversispora eburnea, 1305 nucleotides long. NCBI's taxonomy places the organism in Eukaryota, Fungi, Glomeromycota, Glomeromycetes, Diversisporales, Diversisporaceae. The record is from the annotation of a GenBank genome assembly.
AUGUAUUUCUCUUUUGAAACAAUUCCAGCCUUUGUGUGGGCAUUCAUAACUGCCUAUGUUAUUUAUUCGAUUAUUAAUCGAAGAUUAAGUAAAAAUGAUCCUCCAAUGGUUCCUUAUAAAAUUCCAAUAAUCGGCCAUACAAUAGAUUAUUUAUUUAAUGCCGAAAAUUUUUUUGCAGAAUGUAGACAAAAAUACGGUGAUCCUUUCAAUAUAUAUGUAUUUGGUCAGGUGAUUACUAUUGCAGGAAAUGAAAUUGCUCAUGAAGUUUUUAGGUCCGAAACUUUUAGUUUGCCCAACGCUAUGCUAGAUCGUGUUUUAAAAAGCUUUGGCGAUCCUAAAACGGCGGAACAAGUAGUCAAAACAAUACGUGAAGGAAUCACCGCGAAAUUACCUUUAUAUACUAGAAGAUUGCAAAGGCAACUUAUGUUUUCUUUUAAUAAGGAAAUUGGAGAUUGUUCUAACCCUAAAUUUGUUAUCACAGCGAAAGAAAAUUUCUCAAGCAUAAUCGCCCGCCCAAUCGCUGAUAUUUUGGUUGGACAGGAAAUAUCAAAAAACGAAGACGUGGUCAAAGCUUUUGCUAAUUUUACUAAAGAUUUUGGAUCAAUUCUCAAAAUACCUCCCAUUCUUUCAUUCAUUCAUCCGAAAGUCCAUACCCAAAUUAUCACUUUACCAUUUAGAUUUGGGUGGAAUCCAAAAGGAAAACAUGUGAUCACUUUCAAGAAAUAUUUGAAACCUGAAUUAGAGAAAAGAUUGAAAGAUAAAGAAAUUCUUGGUGAUAAAUAUGAACCACCUGUGAAUUUUGCGGGAAGACCAGAAUUAUGGGAUGAUAUUUAUGAAGAACAAGUAAGAAUUAAUAAAGAAUGUAAUGGAGAAUUAUUACCUCAACAUGUUGACAAAAUGGUGAAAUUGGAUACUGGCUCUCGUCACAAAUGCUUGGAAUCAUAUACAUUAAAAAAUGGCAUGACAAUUCCAAAAGGUCGAAAAGUUCAAACUUAUUUAAUGGAUAUUCAUUACAAUACCACAGCAUAUGGACCGGAACCAAGGUCAUUCCUUCCUUAUCAUGGUUUGGAAAAUAAUCUUCCUGCAUCAAAAAUUGACAAAAAUUUUUUUCCAUUUGGCUCAGGAAAGCAUGUUUGCCCUGGAAGAUUUUUAGCUGUAAAUAAAAUUAAAGUUGCUUUGCAUAUAUUAAUUUUAAAAUAUCAUAUUAAGACACCAAGUGGGAAGACUGAAAAAAAGGUACGGGUUGCAGCUUUAGCUUUUCCGCCAGUUGCUGGAUUAAUUUUCGAGAAUAGAAAAAAUAGAUAA